AUGCAGACAGGCCCCAACAAGGUCAACCCGGAUCCCAGCUUUUGCUGCAACCUAAAACGGCGUAGAGCUCGGGCAAAACGCCAAGGCACGUCCACUCAAACAAAAACUAGUCACAAAAAAGAUGCAAGAUGUCUCAUAACAGGAGAUUCUGCUGCUGAGUCUCCGGUGCAUCUUUGCUACGUUCUGAAUGAGCGUCGCUGGAUCAACCAUUUUAUGCUUCCCCAUCUCGAGUGGAUCUGGGGCAUGAAAUAUGAUACGCUGAAGCUAGACACACAGUCCAAUGCUAUAUGCUUGCGCGAAGACUGGCGCGAGUCGCUCGAAUCCGAUCAAUGGAUGCUAUUUCCUCGAUAG
Molecule: messenger RNA, 351 nt
Organism: Heterobasidion irregulare TC 32-1
Lineage: Eukaryota; Fungi; Basidiomycota; Agaricomycetes; Russulales; Bondarzewiaceae
Exons: 4
Coding region: 1-351 (116 amino acids)
Source: RefSeq, a predicted model, not a curated record